AUGGGUCUCGCAGAAAAUGUCUGCUCACUGUUGACAGUGUCUAAUAUCUUCUUGUCUUUCGUUGCCUACAUUAUUUGCAAGGUUAUUUAUCAGAUCAUCUACUAUCGCUUCUUCCACCCACUUUCUGUGUUCCCCGGCCCGUUCUGGGCGUCUGUGACCCGACUUUGGAUUACUUCGCAAAACUUGAAGGAGACUGAAUAUUUGACAUGCUAUGAGCUUUCGAAGAAAUAUGGACCCGUCGUUCGAAUUACCCCCACGUUGCUGCUGGUCAGCGAUCACUCAAAGCUUCCAGAGGUUUAUCAUCGCAAUGCCGACAAGACUGGACAUUAUAUUACAGGUAGCUUCGGCGAAACCGAAAGUCUUUUCAACAUGAGAUCUCAUAAACAGCAUGCUGUAUACAGAAAGCAUGUUGCAGGACCCUAUAGUUUUACAAACAUCAAGAAAAUGGAGCCAUUGAUUGAUGCGCGGAUCAAGGAGUGGAAUACCAAGCUCGACGAAACAUUCGCCAAGUCCGAAGAAGCCUUCGACUUCUCUUGGUGGGCAGUAUUCAUGGCCUACGACAUCAUUAGCGAAAUUGGUUUCGGUGCCCCAUUUGGCUUCAUCGAGAAAGGUGAAGACAUCGGCGGUCUCAUCCAAGGCUUCCACGACGGUCUUUCAGCUUUCGGACUCCUCGCCCGCCUACACCCCUUCACAUCCUGGAUAAAGACCACCUUCCUAAAGAAAUACCUCGUCGCAACACCGGCCGAUGACUCUGGAAUCGGCGUUCUCAUGCGCUUCCGCGACCGUCUCAUCAACCAACGCCUCGAAGAUCUGAAGUCCGACAAGAAAAAGCAGGUUGACCUUCUUCAAAUGCUCCUAGAAGCCCGCACAGACGAAGAUAAACCCCUGGACGUCGAGUACAUCCGGGCUGAGGUACUUCUAGUCCUCCUCGCGGGAGCUGACACAACCGGUACAGCCUUCCAAGCUAUGAUCCAGUUCUUGCUUGAAAACCCCAAGGCAUACGAGCGCAUGAUGGAGGAAAUCGAUAACGCUGUUCGCAAGGGACUGGUAUCCUCCAUGCCGCAGUAUGAUGAGGUAUUAGAGCAUUUGCCUUUCUAUGUUGGUUGUGUGAAAGAGACUAUGCGGCUUUGUCCUUCAGCGCCGAAUAUCUUUCCCAGAUAUGUGUCUGAGCCUGGGCUGGACCUUUACGGGAAGUUUGCGCCAGCAGGCACGGAAAUCUCUUGUAAUCCUUAUCUUGUGCACCGGGACCCGAAGCUGUAUGGGGAGGAUGCGGAGUAUUUCAGACCUGAGAGAUGGUUGGAUACGGAGAGAGCGAAGCUUUACAAUAAGUAUAAUAUGGCGUUUGGGUAUGGAUCUAGAGUUUGUUUAGGGAGGGAUAUUGCUAUGAUGGAGUUGUUCAAGGGUCCUUUGCAGUUCUUCCGCUCUUAUAAGCUUGAGUCUGUCAAGGAAAAGCCCGAGGCCAAGUUUGUGGUCAAGGGUGGUGUCGGGUACUGGAGGGAUCUGUGGUUGAGUAUUUCGAAGCGACCGCAGGUUCAAGUGGAAUGA
Penicillium angulare is the source of this 1545-nucleotide messenger RNA. RefSeq names its product cytochrome P450. The coding region runs from base 1 to 1545 and encodes 514 amino acids. The transcript has 5 exons. The record is from RefSeq and is a predicted model, not a curated record. NCBI's taxonomy places the organism in Eukaryota, Fungi, Ascomycota, Eurotiomycetes, Eurotiales, Aspergillaceae. Gene Ontology annotation, molecular function: oxidoreductase activity, acting on paired donors, with incorporation or reduction of molecular oxygen; monooxygenase activity; heme binding.